Molecule: messenger RNA, 4675 nt
Organism: Drosophila montana
Lineage: Eukaryota; Metazoa; Arthropoda; Insecta; Diptera; Drosophilidae
Gene: 5-HT2B
Product: 5-hydroxytryptamine receptor 2B
Exons: 7
Coding region: 500-3292 (930 amino acids)
Biological process (GO): G protein-coupled receptor signaling pathway, coupled to cyclic nucleotide second messenger; chemical synaptic transmission
Cellular component (GO): dendrite; plasma membrane
Molecular function (GO): neurotransmitter receptor activity; G protein-coupled serotonin receptor activity
Source: RefSeq, a predicted model, not a curated record
CGAAUGUUAAUUAACGCUGCGGCUACGUUCAUUGCAUUUGCGGACUGAUUAAAGCAGCCCCAAAACAAGUCUAAAAUAUCUAUGCAAAUGCCAAAUGGCAAAUGGGCGCCACAGCUGCAGUGUCUGGCUCCAUUAAAAGUGCAGCCGUUGACCGAGAUCUUCCAUGCUGCGGCAUAAUAUAUUUGAGUACUUUAUGGUGAUGUCUGCUAAGCUUUUGCCCAGCUCGUAACUUCCGGUAAUUUUGCGCCGUAAAAUGUUUGCCACCAAUAUCCGCUUGGCUGUCGUCAGCGUAAUGCCCCCGGCCAGAAGGCAUUGAGGCCACGUUUGCAUUCUUGGCGUGUCCUUUGGAGCGCCUAUUUCCGCUGCAUUUUGCAAUUUGCAAUUUGAAUUGGCACGUGAAAAGCGCUUUGCCCCACGCGCAUAUGCGCUGGCUAAUUACUAUGCAACAACAAGAACUGCAAGAAUAUAAGUAGAGCACAGUAAAAUCUAAAUAGCCAACAUGGAGGAGGAUGUUUAUGCCACCCUCAACUAUAGCGACAGCGACAGCACAGCUGAAGAUGGCGGCGAGGAGGAGGAUGGUUGGAACAGCCUGGAGAUGAGCGUCGAGCAGCUGCAGCAUUUGCUGCUCUGGCAGCUGCCCGAUUCGGCCAACUAUACCGACCAACAGGCGUUGGCCAAUUGGAAUUUAAGCAAUGCAACCGCAAUGCCAACGCCAAGCCCCGCACAGCCCGCGUUCGAUGCGAACAACUAUUGGGCCUUGCUCGCCUUGGUGCUGGUCUUUGGCACCGCGGCGGGCAAUAUUCUGGUCUGUCUGGCCAUCGCCUGGGAGCGUCGUCUGCAGAAUGUGACCAACUACUUUCUCAUGUCGCUGGCCAUCACGGAUCUAAUGGUUGCCGUUCUCGUCAUGCCACUGGGCAUCCUUACCCUGGUUAAAGGCCACUUUCCGCUUAGCUCGGAGCACUGCCUGACCUGGAUAUGCCUGGAUGUUCUGUUCUGCACGGCCAGCAUUAUGCACCUGUGCACCAUAUCCGUGGAUCGCUAUCUGUCGCUGCGCUAUCCGAUGCGCUUUGGCCGCAACAAGACCAGGCGCCGCGUCACCCUCAAGAUUGUCUUUGUCUGGCUGCUGAGCAUUGCCAUGAGCCUGCCGCUCAGCCUUAUGUACUCCAAGGAUCACGCCUCGGUGCUGGUGAAUGGCACCUGCCAGAUACCCGAUCCGGUAUACAAGCUGGUCGGCUCCAUUGUCUGCUUUUACAUACCGCUGGGUGUGAUGCUGCUCACCUAUUGUCUGACUGUGCGCCUCUUGGCCAGACAGCGCCAGAAUUUGGGCGGUGGCCAGCCGACGUCAGCGGCCACGCCCGGCUGGGCAAGCGGCUGGCUGGGCCAGGCGCCCGCUUUGGAACGUCGCUGCACUUGGCGGCGACUAUUGAAACCGGGGCAGAGCAACGCCUCCUCCUCGGCGCUGCACGCGCACUCGGCAAACUCAACGGACACGGAUCUCAGCACGCUCGACAAUCAUGAGCUCUGGCUGCCCGACUCCAGCAUACCGGAGCCAACGCCCACCACGAUGACGGCGCUGCAUCAGUUUGGGGCCGAGAUGUUGAAGCUGUCCCGUGGCCUGGAGUCCGUGGCAUCGUCCUCAACAACGGGCUCACCCACAAAAUCCGAAUUCUCAAUCUCAAAUCAUCUGCCCUUCUCCGGCAGCCCCCAGCGCUAUGCCACCCAACAGCAGCAGCAUCAGCAGCAGUUGCAGUUGCAGCAUUCACAUGGAGGCAGCUACCUGCAGCCGGCAUCGCCGAAGAGCAGGCAGGGCAACACCAUGUUGGCGCUGUCCAGCACAACGCUCGGUCUGGAGCGCGAGAGCACGCGCAACUCUUUGGCCAGCAGCCGCAUGGGCGAGCAGAGCGACGGAACGCUCUCCCAGCUGUCGCAAAGGCUGCGCGCCUACAAGAAGCGCAGACGCGCCUCUUCCGCUGCUUCUGGGCGUGAACGCCGCGCUGGCAGCGAGGAUGCCGAGGAUGAGGAUCAGGAUACGCUGCGACGACGCAAACGUUACAAUAGCUUGCCCAAAAAUGCGCUUUACCCGCACCACAAGACGCUGCACGAGAGCCUGGACGGCGAUAACAAUCAGGUGGAGGCCGACGACGACGACGAUGACGAGGAGGAGGAGGACGAGGAGAAACCCUCGAAAUCAUCGUCCAUUAGCAAGGGCUGCCACUCGGACACGGAGCUAGAACCGCAGCCGCAGCCGGGCAAGCUGUGCCAUGUGGCAAGCAGUUCCAGUCAUGCAACGGAUUACCCCCAGCUGCCCCCGGUGUGCACCUGCCCCUACUUUGGCGAUCGUCCGCUGCCGAGCUGCGUGAAGACGGCCGAGGUGAAGAUCAUAUCCUCGGCCUUCAAGGUGACCACCACAGCGACGACCACGGCAGUGAGUAGCUCGCCCAGCGAAAUGGAGCUACUCCUCUGCAGCGCCAGCAACAACAACAAGAGCGCCCUCACCAGCAGCGUCAGUGCGGGCGCAGGCGGUGCGGGGUCAACAGCUGCAGUUGCAGCAGGAAGUGCAUCGGGCAACACGUUGUCGCCGCGCUCGGCGCAUCAGCCGCAGGGCAGCUCCCAGAGCGAUGGCAGCGGCUACCUGGCCGCACCGGGCACACCCUGUCCCGGACGACGCAAGCUGAGCAUCUCGAAGACCGCCUCGGUUGUCACCUGGGAUGCGAGUCGGCAUCGCCGGCGCGGCAGCAGCUUUGGCGGCGUGCGCACCUCGUUGCUGCUGACGCCCACCAAGACGAUGGCCAGUACGACGACGACGACGACAAUGACGCCGCUGCGCCGCUCGGCGACGCUGCGCAGCCACCAGAACAUGAACUAUCAGGGCGGCGGCGGGGAGGGCGGCAAGUCGCGAACGCCCCAAUCGUCGCCCUGCCUGCUGCAGCGACAGCAAACGGUGCGUUCGCAUCAUUCGCGCAACUCCAGCGUCAUCUCGAGGAACUCGUCGCGACACGGACGCAUAAUACGGCUGGAGCAGAAGGCCACCAAGGUGCUGGGCGUGGUCUUCUUCACCUUUGUCAUACUCUGGUCGCCGUUCUUUGUGCUCAAUCUGUUGCCGACGGUGUGCGCAGAGUGCGAGGAGCGCAUCAGCCAUUGGGUAUUCGACGUGGUCACCUGGCUGGGCUAUGCCAGCUCCAUGGUGAAUCCCAUAUUCUAUACCAUAUUCAAUAAGGUAUUCAGGCAGGCCUUCAAGAAGGUGCUGCUCUGCCGCUAUUCCAGCAACAGCGCCUGGCGGCCCAGCAGAUAGCAGACGCCCGUCAAGCCCGGCAAGCUCAAGACGAAUGCCAAUCCUCUCAAGCCGCCGCCCAUCAAGUGCGCCAGCGUGGACUUUGCCGAGGCCAGGACACUCACACAGCGGCCCGUGUCUGCUCUACACAGGACGCAUUCCAACAGCGGCUCAACGGCGAACCUUUAAAGGCGCCAGCUCAAAAUUAAACCAAUCUGGCCCAGGUGUCCGUGUGGGUGUGGCUUGGGUCUCUAAUUAAUUUGGAAUUCAAUUUGCAUUGGCAUUGAGCACAUUUGCCAGGCAAACCGACACCAGACAACUGUUUGUCAAACGCCCGCCCACCCACUCGGACGCGUGCACAGCCCGGCCAGCUUGGCUUAUGCGCCACAGGCCACAGAACCUAACAUAUCGCUCUCUAAUUGUGGUUCUCAAGGUGUAUUAGGUUCGUCUGGGUAUAACCCAAGCCAUGGCUCAAGCAGCACCUACGCGCCCGCGCCCGCGCCUGCACCCGUUCCCUGGAAUUCCAUAAUGGGAUUCAAACAGAAUUUUUGAAGAGCAAAAAAAAUUCUUUGAAUUCUGCCGAGGUCUGGGAAAUUACCGGGCUGCUUAUAAGGACGUGCAUUUCAAUGGAACUAAGAUAUAGAAACAUUUUCCGACCUUGGCAAUGGAAUAUUCAAAAUCGGUGAGACUGGUGCUUAUGGCUGAACGUAUGCAUAAAACUAAACAUUUCCCAGUCAAUGAAACUUGGCAAAUACCUGUAAAAAUACCUGUGAAAAUUUAGUUGAUGUUUACGCCAGUUGCCGUUGUUGUUGCCAUCAAUUCGAUUAAACAAAUUGCAAUCAAUGAAAGCUGAGCUUUCGUUUAUUUGUUUAUUUGGCUAUUUUCGCAAUUAUGCGUUUAAUUUAUGCCAAUUUUCGGGCCGCAAAUGCGAGAAACAUGCCAAAUUCAACACGUACGCAAAGUCUAUGAAAAUGUUUGCCCUUGUUGUUGUUGUGGCUGUUGUUGUUGCUGCUAUUGAACAGAUUGCUAUUUUUAUUUGAAAAGUUGAUUCAUUUGGUUUUAUUUCUGUGGCAAAAUGAAAAAUUUUUUCAGCUGGUCACGUAAAAGGCGCCCGGCGCGCCUCAGGGGGCGGCGCUUGGGGGCAGAAACAGCUGCUUGCAACACCAACACCGAAAGCAACAACAAUAAGCAGAGCCAUAAUGAAAGCUAUUUGGCUCAAAAAGUUUCACUGAGGGCCAAGUUUAAAGCGUAAUUUUGUGAUGUGGCUACAAAGUAAGCGACAAAUACGCACAGGGCCAGGUUUGCAGCAGCAGGAGCAGGAGCAGGAGCAGGUAAUGGUGCCAUUAGUAGCACCUACUCCUAAGAGCCUGAAACAUUUUUAGUGCUUUUUUCUCUGAGUGGGCG